GGGGGAAGCUUCUGCUGAGCUGCCCGUGGCGCUAGUCCUCAAGACGCUCUUUCCCAGCUCCCCGCUCAGUCCAGCCCGGCAGGACCGCUUCGGGCGGCGGGGUGGGGACGGGCGGAGGCCCGAGGGAUUGGAGCGGGGAGCGCUUGGCGUUUCUCGGAUCCCCCCUCCCCCGCACACACACACACACACACACCCUUUCCCCAAAUCCCGGCUCGCAGAGGCUGUUUAGGACCCAGGAGUUGGAAGAGAGGCAGACGACAAGCAGCGACGUGACCAAGAGGGGGGGACACCGUGGAAUUUGAUGCUGCCACCCUCAGCCCGGGAACAGGUUCUCUUCCAUAACCUUUAGGAAUUUGGGGAAAUUUGCAUAAAACUCCUCCCUGCCUCUGACUGUCAUUCUGGAAUAAAUAUUUGGCCCAACAAAGAACAAAAUAUCUGGAUUUUCGCAAUCUGCUCCUGCUGACGCUGGACAUUCCCGCCUGGGUUUCGAUUGGAAGAAUGACAUGCAAGAUUAUCUGGCAAUCCUCAAAGUUUGCCAAGGAUUUUUUGGUGGGGAUUCGGGGAGCAGGAGACCUCCCUUGAAAUUAAAAUUAUCUGGAUUUAGAACCUCACUCUUCAGCCUUGUAGGGAGAAAGGAGUUCGCUGUUCUGGAAGGAGAUUACGUUUAUUUGGAAAUGCAUCAAAAUCCCUGGAGUUGCUUUUGCCGAUCCUCCUCGUUGGAAAUACAUGUCGGAUUUGUGGGCGAAUUGGAAUUUUUUUUGAGCUGGGUCGAUGCCAGCUCUUUUCGGAAUCUGGUGAAAGUUUAACUCAAAACCUCAAUAUUGAACAAAGCAGAGGAGCGGAGGAAAAUUGCAAAAUGUUAAAGAUAACUGCUGGUGAAUCUUGCUUGUUCUCAGGAAAACAAUAAAAGCUGCUUGCUGAAUAUUUUUGAAGAAAUUUCUGAACUGGCUCUUUUAAAAUAUAGAUAUAUAUUUAUACACAUGGAUUCAAGAGCAAAAGUUUGCGAGCAGAUGUGAUUCCACGAACUGUUGGUAAUUUGGGCCUGUUUGUUGCCAAAAGGAAAAACUUCUGAUUUCUUUUGUUGGAUUCCAUGACAUUGCAAAAUCUGACUGUUCUCCUUAUUCCGGUUUUUACAAGCUUUGGAAGGAAGAACUGUAAAUGUCUCUGGGCUGCUUUUCCACUUUCUGCUCGCUGCACAGAUCUGUGUUCCAGCUUGUCUUCUUUCGCUCAAGCUUUUUGGCCUGGAAGCAACCAGAGUUACUCAAGUCGCUUUCCUGGGCUAAUUUUGCUGACCCAGAGAUUUGGAAAACCUCAGAAAAACUGCUGGGGAAAUAAUCAUAGGGAAUUGCAAAUUGCAACUGGCAGAACUUCUGAGGAAGAACCACAUUCACUGCACACAAAAAAUAUAGGAACUACUGAUUUUAUUUAAAGAAUUUCUCCCUCCCCCUCCCCCACUUUGCAUUGGAAUAUUCAUCAGGAACCAGUUUGCCAAGGAUUCUUUAGAGAGUUAUAGCUUCUAUGUUUGCGGUUUGUUGGCCUCUUUAAGAUGACGAAAAAUCAAUUUUGAAUUUCUCAGGAUUUUUUUUUUCUUUUUCUGUAUGUUGUUGUUCUCCCUCCGGCCACAACGUACAGAGCAAAAGAGAAGAAUGCUUCUAAAGGCUGGCUUUAUUUUUUCAAGAGUCUUAAUAUAUUAAGGUGUCAUUCUGGUCUGCUGAAGCUGUUCAGGCCUUCCGAUUCCUUUGUUUGAUGUUGGAGGGCCAACAUGUCUACAAGUGCGCAGUUGUGUCGCGCUCUGUACGACAACACAGCCGAGUGUCCGGAUGAACUCUCGUUCCACAAGGGGGACCUCAUGGUCCUUCUCCAGCCAGAAGGGAUCGGCCUGGAAGGCUGGCAUUUGUGUUCAUUGCACGGCCAACAAGGGAUCGUGCCAGCCAACAGGGUUAAGGUCCUCCCUGAGCCGGGAUCUCACCCAAACCACACCUCUGCAGAGGUCUACCAGGUGCCGAAGAAGGACGGUCUUCUGGUGGGAAGGGUCUCAGACGGAGCCGUAGACGAGUGGAGAAGAAGAGAACAAAGGAAAGAAGAACAGGAGGUGUAUGAGAUACCGCCGCCCGCCCGGCCCUGCCCGCUGCCCCCAGAGGGCAUCUACAGGGUGCCUCGGGGUACCAGAAGAGAAGAAGACUCUGUGGAGGUUUAUGAUGUACCCUCGUCUUUGCUCCGGGACGUGGUUUUGGACACGUACGAUUCUCCCGCCCCACGGGUCAAAAAAGUCGCCCGAGUAGCCCCCCAACCCAGCGCCCCUCCAAACGUGGACGAGGCCUACGACGUGCCCCUCGCUUUCAAAAAGGCUCUUUCCCAAGAGGAGGAAGAAGAGGACGAAGGAAGUUGCGAAGGGCCCCUGAUCUACGCCAUCCCGUCUAAUUUACGCCGGGCUUCAGCCUUGCUUAACUUGUACGAGUCUCCCGAAGACCUCCGGGCAGGAGGAAAGGAGGGAGAGGAGGAAGAGGAAGAUGGGGCCAUUUAUGACGUUCCUCUGCUGACGCCCAGCACCCCACCUUUGGAGGGAACCCUCCAAGGACUCAACCUAAGGGACUCAGGACCCCCCACUCGCCCCCGGCUACCGUCCGCGGAGAGCCUAUCCCGCCGUCCGCUGCCCGCUCUUCCGAGCGAGGAGCGGCUUUCUGGAGAGCCUCCACCUCCGUCGCCCAGCAUCGUGCGGAAGGGCAGUAUCCAGGACCGGCCGCUGCCUCCCCCUCCGCCCCGGCUGGGGGGUCUCGGGGCAGGGGAGCCGCUGGACCAAGCCAGGGACGACGUCCACAAUGAAUACGAGGGGAUCCGUCUGGCUGACGAGUACGAUUAUGUCCAUUUGAAGGGGACUGAUAAAAUCCAGCAGAAAGCAACCACACCCGAAGCCAGCCCCACACUUAUGGUCCCGGAAGAAGAGGCAACUCCCACCGAAGAAAUGGCGCCGCCAUCCCCGGAGGACAGCCAGCUGCUGCAGUUCUACACGGGGCAGUGCCAGACGCACUACCGCACCCUGCUGUCCGCCAUCGAAGCGCUCUCGGCCAGCGCCGGGGCCCACCAGCCGCCCCGCGUCUUCGUGCCGCACGGCAAGUUCGUCAUCGUCACGGCGCACAAGCUGGUCUUUGUGGGCGACACCGUCUCCCGCCUGGCGUCUUCGGCGGCCGUGCGGGCCAGGGUGGGCUCCGCCAGCACCGCCCUCUGCCAAGCCUUGAAGGAGGCGGUCCUCUCCGUCAAGAGCGCCGCUUUGCGCUACCCGUCGCCCCCCGCCGCUCGCGAGAUGCAGGGAUGUGUAGCCGAGUUGUCACGCCAAGCUCUGGCCUUCACCACCUUGCUGGGCGCCCUGGCGCCCUCUUGAUCCGGGACUCCGCAGAGCUGCUGCUGCUCUACCCGGAGGUGGACGAUGGGUCUCUCUUUCUGCGGAGGGUGACCGAGGAUGCUGGCGGGGCCCAUCCUGGCUAGCAACGGUUCCUGGAAUCGGUACGGGAUGUUCAGCUCGUCCAUCCUUCCAAAACGCGCGGGCUCAAAAGCGCCCCGUUGUAUCUCAAGGACCUAACCUUGGCCUCCUUCCUUGUGCGCUGCAACCUUCCUAGCCAAAGAACCCCCCCCCCCAAUUUCGGCCCUUCUACGCCAGCGUCUCUCGAACUCGGGACCCCCUCCGCUGCCGGACUUCUGAACGGGCUCUUUAUUCCUGAAGGGCGACCCCCAUAAUCCACGGGGACAACUGGAUUGAGGCUGUGGGUUAAAGGGGGGGAGAGGAAACGGGGGGACCUUGGCUGCUUUCUGGACACUCCCGAUGGUCAAAAGGAAAGGAACAGCACUCGUUCUCGCUCUCGAACGCUCUCUCUGGACACUCCCAGAGGCUUAACAGGAAGGGAGGAAGAAGAAAAUGGCUGCCAAAUGGGGUGUCUCAUUGCCAGCCCCCCCCCCCUUUGCCCUCCCGAUAAGCUGCAAUAAAGGACAUUAUGUCAAGGAUUGGAAAGGCCAACAAUAUAAAAGGCUAUUAAUUAGAAGACUAUUUCUCAACCUUGAUCCCUUCAUGAGGGGUGGACUUCAACUCCCAGAAUUCCACAGCCAGCUUUGCUGGCUGGGGAAUUCUGGGAGUUGAAGUCCAUCCCUCAUGAAGGGACCCCAGUUGAAAACAGACUGAAUUCGCAGAAACACCUUCAGAAUAUAAGUAAACGGGGACAAAGUAUUUUUUUUUUUCUCUCAGGAAAUAUUUCCCAGAAUCUCUCUAGGUUUGAUGAUAAUAAAAUAGGUGGAAAAAA
This is a messenger RNA of Crotalus tigris (Tiger rattlesnake), 4289 nucleotides long. RefSeq names its product embryonal Fyn-associated substrate (gene EFS). NCBI's taxonomy places the organism in Eukaryota, Metazoa, Chordata, Lepidosauria, Squamata, Viperidae. Gene Ontology annotation, biological process: cell migration; cell surface receptor protein tyrosine kinase signaling pathway. The transcript is spliced from 7 exons. Gene Ontology annotation, molecular function: protein binding. Gene Ontology annotation, cellular component: plasma membrane; cytoplasm; focal adhesion. Bases 1763 to 3379 code for a protein of 538 amino acids. The record is from RefSeq and is a predicted model, not a curated record.